UCUUGUUCAUCGUUGUUUUCUCUCACCUGACCACCCCCUAAAAACACGUCCUGACAAACAUUGCCUCCAUUUGCCACCACUUCCCUUUAAGAACCACCGCCCCCUACCCUCUCCUUCGCCUCCCUUUGUCUUCCCCACUCCCUCCUCUUCAGCAACUGCCAGUGCCACUUCUCUCUCUCUCUCUCUCUCUGCUCCGCCAGUGCCCCUUCUAUAUAUUCUAGCUCUCAGUUCUCAUCAGUCCCUUUCUGUCCUUAUCCAUGGCUGAAGAAACCCCCCACAAACCUCCUCCUGCUGCUACUGAAGCCUCUGCCCCUGAGGAGGAGGUAGUUGUGGUCGCCAACGUCCCCCAGCCCGAGAAGCCCCCCCUCUCCCUCUCCGCCGAUAAAGAACUCCCUCCUGCUCCUGAACCUGAACCUGAACCUGAACCUGAACCUGAACCUGAGCCCGUCCCCGAGAAGGAGAAUCCCCCUGUCCCUGUCGCUGAGGAGGAAGAGAAGCCCAAGGCUGAAGAAGAGGAUGAGGAGGAUAAGAAGAAUAAGAAAUUAGAGAAGGUCGUCACCAAGUCGUCUUCCUUCAAGGAAGAGAGCAACGUGGUCGAUGAGCUCCCCGAGUCGCAGAAGAAGGCUCUCGAUGAACUCAAAUCCCUCAUCCAGGAGGCUCUCAGCAAGCACGAGUUCACCGUUCCCCCUCCCUCUGCCUCCAAGGAGGAGGAGGAAGUGAAAAUCAAGGAAGAGGAGGAAGACAAGCCUCCCAAAACCGAAGAGAUUCCACCCCCUGCAGCUGAAGCACCAUCAGCUUCCCCUGCUGAAGAAGAACCUCCCAGACCUGAGCCAGAGGCUCCGGCCCACCCACCACCCCCAGAUGAGGACAAGGUGGAAGACAAGGAAGCGCCGCCACCUCCAGCGGCAGCUGUAGAGGCUGUGGUCGUCGAGGAAGUGGUAGAGAAGGUGACUGAAGUAGAUGAGGACGGCUCUAAGACCGUUGAGGCUAUUAAGGAGACCAUAGUUGAGUUCUCAGCUCCGGUAGCUGAACAAACCCAAGCCCCACCUAAGCCAGCUGAUCAGGGGGAGGGCCCCGCAGAGACCAAGGAACAAGAUGCUGCCGAGGUCCCAACCCCUCCUCCGCCUCCACCGGAGCAAGUCUUCAUUUGGGGAAUCCCGCUACUUGGAGAUGAGAGGAGCGAUGUCGUCCUCCUCAAGUUCCUGAGGGCCAGGGACUUCAAGGUGAAGGAUGCGUUCGCCAUGAUCAAGAACAUGGUCCGCUGGCGCAAGGAGUUCGGGAUCGAAGCCCUGCUCGAGGAGGAUCUUGGAUGCGAUCUUGAGAAGGUGGUGUUCAUGCACGGGUCUGAUAAGAAGGGCCACCCAGUCUGCUACAAUGUGUUCGGCGAGUUCAGGGACAAGGAGCUGUACCAGAACACCUUCUCCGAUGAGGAGAAGAGGAAGAAGUUCCUUAAGUGGAGGAUUCAGUUCUUGGAGAAGAGCAUCAGGAAGCUCGAUUUCAGCCCUAAUGGAGUCUGCACGAUUGUUCAAGUGAAUGAUCUCAAGAACUCUCCUGGACUUGCCAAGAGGGAGCUCAGGCUCGCCACCAAUCAGGCACUUCAGCUCCUUCAGGAUAACUACCCUGAGUUUUUGGCUAAGCAGGUGUUCAUCAAUGUUCCUUGGUGGUACCUUGCCUUCAACAAGAUGAUCAGUCCUUUCCUGACCCAGAGGACCAAGAGCAAGUUUGUCUUUGCCGGUCCAGCAAGAUCUGCGGAAGCCCUGUUCAAGUACAUAGCUCCUGAGCAAGUACCGGUGCAGUAUGGUGGGCUGAGCAGGGAGGGUGAGCAGGAGUUCACAACCUCUGACCCUGCCACCGAAGUUGCAAUCAAGCCAACGUCCAAGCACACUGUUGAAUUCCCCAUCUCUGAGAAAUGCCAAUUGGUAUGGGAAGUUAGGGUCGUCGGUUGGGACGUGAGCUAUGGAGCUGAGUUUGUGCCUAGCGCGGAGGGCAGCUACACAGUGAUCGUGCAGAAGUCCAGGAAGAUUGCAGCAGCCGAUGAGACUGUAAUCUGCAACAGCUUCAAGACGGGAGAACCUGGGAAGGUUGUAAUCACCGUCGACAAUCAAUCCUCCAAGAAGAAGAAGCUCCUCUACAGGUCCAAGGCCAAACCCUCCUCUGAUUGAACAAGGUACUAAAUGGGGAAAGAUGUCAGUCAUGGUACUGCUCUUGGAUCAACAUUUAUUCAGUUCGAUCUCUUCCUGUUGUCUGAUAUCAUCAUCAUCAUCAUCAUCAUCAUCAGCAUCAAUUUAGUUUCGAAUGUUGGGAGUCCAGUGAUUUAUUUAUUUAUUUUUGGCGGUUGGUGUUUUGCUUAAUUUUCUCUGGGAAUAUUGUUGGGGUGCAAUGGUGACUGUUCCUUUUUAUGGAUUGGAUUGGAUGGAUGGAUAGGUAGAUACACAUCCCUAGUACAGAAAGGGAAAAAAAAAAAAAAGAAAAAAAAAGGACGCAUUAAUUGCUCUAGCGCAGCACAUAUUGUAAGAGGGAGGGAUGGCUGGAUAUAUGUAUUACCAACGAUAUAUGGUUUUAAUUUGUUGGCUGUGAAUAGAAACUUUGGUUGUUAUUCUUGAUGAUAUGACACUGUGGACAGUAUUUGUGUGAAAGGUUAUAUGCUCUUCUCUCU
Molecule: messenger RNA, 2656 nt
Organism: Punica granatum (pomegranate)
Lineage: Eukaryota; Viridiplantae; Streptophyta; Magnoliopsida; Myrtales; Lythraceae
Source: RefSeq, a predicted model, not a curated record